AUGCCUCACGCUACUGCCGACGAGACGCUUUACCUAGACGUGGCCGUAAUUGGUGCGGGAUGGUACGGCUUGAAAGCGGCGUCAACUUACCUCAAGCUGGCUCCGGACACCAAGCUUGCCAUUUUCGACAAGUACGAUAGUGUGGGUGGAACAUGGAACCGAGAGCGCAUCUAUCCCAACUUGGUGGCCCAGGUGGAGUUCGGCUACUUUAAUUAUCCCUCCACGCCGAUGCCCCGCGAUGGCAAGACCGACAACGGCUUGGUGGCUGGCGACAUGAUUUGCCGCUAUCUUGAAAGAUACGCUGAGGAGAGCGGGCUGAAGCCGUAUCUGCGCCACAACAGCUGGGUAUCAAGCGUGGAGCGUCAUCCCAGUGGCCAUGGCUGGGUCUUGUCCGUGAACGGCCGAAGGGUCGAGGCCGAGAAGCUGGUGUGUGCAACCGGCGUGACGACGCAGACCAACAGUCCCGACUUCCAAGUCCUGGAUGGCUCCGUCCCGGUCAAGCACGUGGUGGAUCUGGCCAAGGCGGUGCCCAGUUUCUCCGACCCUUCCAAGAAGCGGGAGCACUUUGUGCUCGUGGGCGCCGCCAAGUCGGCCUACGAUGCCGCGUACCUGCUUUGCUCCCUGGGCAAAAAGGUGACCUGGAUCAUCCGCGAGAACGGCUCCGGCCCCAUGCCCAUCAUGCCGGCCAAGAUGCUGGGCCGGAACACCAUCACGAUGAGUACGAGCCGGCUGAUGAGUAAUCUCAGCCCGUCGCUCAUGACCACCGACUCGCCGGCCGGUGCCUUUUUCCACCGGACCUGGCUGGGCAGGUUCCUCACCCGGUCGGCCUGGGGUUACAUCUCCAACUUGGCGGACAAGGCGGCUGGGUUUGGAGGCGGUGCCGCUAGUAAGACCACUCCUCUGCGUCCUACCAUCAAGGAUAACAGCGCAUUCUGGUGCGACAGCUCCCUGGGUCUCAUCACCAUGGAGGACUUCUGGACCACACUGGAGAAGGGCAACCUCACCGUGCUCCGCGACACCGUCGGCACCGCUGACGCCGAGGGUGUCUCGUUGUUGUCCGGCAAGCGCGUCAACGCCGACUAUGUGAUCUAUGCCACGGGCUGGGGAGACCACUUCAGCUUCUUCUCGCCCGAGCUCAAGGAGGAACUGGGACUUCCCCAGUACGGCCACGAAACGGCGCCCGCCGACGCCGCCACGCCCCCCCACAAACCAAGGUCAGACCCGUGGCGCGCGCACGAUGACGCCGCCGAUGCCCUCGUGGCCGGCAAGAUCCCUCUGCUGGGCGCCGGACCGGCCGACUUCGACGGGUGGAAGGUGCCGGCGGCGAGGCGGAAGGUCAUGAAGGUGCGGCGGUGGCGGCUGUACAACCGCAUGGUCCAGGGCCUCUGGGCCGCCGCCUACUUGCUCGGCGACCUGGCCCUGCCCGGCCGAGCCGACAUGGUCCGUGAGGUCGCCGAGUGGAACGCGUGGACGCGCAAGCGCUACGCGAGCGUCGGCGAGCGCUACCCCUAUGCCCUCUUCGAUUGGGUGCCGUAUCUGGACCGUCUGAUGAAGGACCUUGGUCUCGAAACAAGGCGUCACAAGGGCGUCCUAGCUGAUUUCUUCUCGCCCUACGGUCCACACUGUUAUGCGAACGUUCUGGACGAGUAUAACAACUUGCGGAAGAGGGACAGCAAGUCCGAAGCGCCGACGGUUUCCAGUUUGAGCUCUUGA
Molecule: messenger RNA, 1713 nt
Organism: Chaetomium fimeti
Lineage: Eukaryota; Fungi; Ascomycota; Sordariomycetes; Sordariales; Chaetomiaceae
Product: flavin-binding monooxygenase-like family protein
Exons: 5
Coding region: 1-1713 (570 amino acids)
Source: RefSeq, a predicted model, not a curated record